Molecule: messenger RNA, 1829 nt
Organism: Symsagittifera roscoffensis
Lineage: Eukaryota; Metazoa; Xenacoelomorpha; Acoela; Convolutidae
Product: solute carrier family 22 member 15-like
Exons: 4
Coding region: 1-1650 (549 amino acids)
Biological process (GO): transmembrane transport
Cellular component (GO): membrane
Molecular function (GO): transmembrane transporter activity
Source: RefSeq, a predicted model, not a curated record
AUGGUGUCUUCGGCUGUAGAAAAAAUUGAUCGCAGCAGUGUCUACGAGAAAGCAUUUGAUGCAGCUGGGACAUUUGGUCGAGCCCAGUCGUACAACGGAUGGCAAGCAUUCAUUGCAGUCUUCGCUACUUUAAAUGUUGACUUCCGCUGUGCAGAUUCCGAGAACCUCUUAAUUCAUGGAAACGAUUCCGACAUCUAUUUCGACAACAAGUGCGUCGAAAACUGCGGAAUUUACAUCUACGACUCGUCAGUAUCUUCGGUUAUCAGUGAAUUCGAUUUGGCAUGUGGCUCGAAAACAUUCUUGGCUUCGAUGUCCAAUUCGGCAUUUUGGAUCGGUUAUUUUCUGUCGUGUUUUAUAAGCGGCGCAAUUGCGGACAAAUUUGGACGCAAGAUGGUGUCGCUGAUUCUUCUUAGUGUUCUUGGGCUAAGCUCUCUGACUACGGCGUUUAGUCCUAGCAUAUACGUCUAUAUUCUGAUGAGGAGUAUUUCCGGCUUCUGUUCUCUCAAUUUCAGCAUCGAUUUUGUCAUUCUUGCGGAGUCAGUCGAUAAGAAAUAUCUACCACUAAUUGGUUCAACGAGUAUCGUCAUUUUCUCAAUCGGAGGGGGUGUUUGCGCGUUGUCUGGCUAUAUUUUCAGACACUCGUGGCAACUACAGUUUGUUGCACUAUCGAUACCGACUGUUGUCUACUUUCUCCUUCAUCUCUUCCUGAUGCCAGAAAGUCCACGCUGGUUGGAAUCAAAUGGGAAAACAAGACAGGCAGAAGAAGUUCUAAAGUGGAUUGCCAAGUUAAACGGAAGAGACACUUCUUCGGUCACUUUACAGACCCGAACAGAGACAAAUGUUUUGGCAAGUAACGAUCAAAAACCGUCAAACGAAACCAAAAGUGAUGCGUGCGAAGAGAAAACCAACUCGGAUGAACGUAUAAGCGCCACUGAGAAUCGUCACGGAAAUAAUAUUUUGUCGCUUUUCGGCACUUUUUGGGCGGCGAAUUUGACUCUUUGCGGGGCUUUGUCGUGGUUUGCUGUUAGUUCGGUCUACUAUGGGCUUACAUACAAUGUUCAGCAGAUUGUGGGUGACGUUUAUGUUAAUUCGUUAGUGCUAUCAGCUACAGAGUUACCCGCUUGGUUUGUUUUUGUUGCCAUGGAUAAACUUGGACGAAAAACAACUUUAUGUGCUUGUUUAUGCAUUGCAUCUCUAGCAUGUGUUCUUUUACCGUUCACGCAGAAUUUUUACGAUGGAAAACUGCAAAUAGUUUUCGCAAUGUUGACGAAACUGUUUGCAAACGGGGGCUUUGUAAUGCUGUUUAUUUAUUCUCCCGAACAGUUUCCGACGGUUUUACGCAGCACUGGACUUACGUUUUGUUCGUCGGCGGCGCGAUUGGCUGCAAUUUUGGCGCCUUUCAUUAUCGAAAUGGACGUUGGACCGUAUAACUGUGCGCCGUUUAUUAUAUUCGGCUCAUUUGGACUAUUAUCAGUUUUUAUGGUGUUUGUGUUUGGCGUCGAAACGAAUAGAAGACCGUUUAUAACUACAGUUGACCAGUAUUAUGAAGUAGCAAAAGCGAGAGAAAUAAAAUUACACCAAGAAAGUUCGAACUGCGAUGAAAAAAUUGAAACAUGCAAAAACAUUUGCACAACUGAAAACAGGUGUUGAGUUUCAUAAUAUAUGAAAACAAAAUGCUGCCGAUUACAGUUUGAGAUUUUUCUACUGAGCUUUAUAUCGCUGAGAUUUUCCGACGUGUGGUUUGUUUUUGAGUUAAUAUUGAUCAACACCAGUUUUUCAUCAGAGCACGCAUGUCAGGGUACCUCCGUUAAUGUUGCAGCUCUAAACUC